AUGCAUCUAAAUAAAAAUAUAAACGUAAGUAAAGGUGUAAAGUUCCGGUAUCACCGUUUUUCAAAGCUUUGGCAUAGCGAAGUAAUCUUUAAAACAGUAGUGGUGACACUAUUGAUAGUAAUAAAUAUUAUAUUACUGGCAUAUACAUCAAUAAAAUUUGGACAAAGCAAAUAUGAUGAUGUUUUUACUUUAUUCGGAUGGAUGUUUUUGCUAUUAUAUUGUGGAUUUCUGAUUGAUAUUGAAUCUUCCAGAAGUUUAAAGAUUUGUCUUUCAAUCAUAAUUUUGAUAAAUUUUGUGUGUAUUGAAAGAAAUAUUUUAAUCAUUGGAAUCACAAUUGACUUUCUAAACUUGGGAGUUCUCUGGUCUAUUUUCAAGUGUGGAGAAAUAGAUCUUGAUUCAAAAGAGUCUUAUGAAGAUGAGUAUAUUUUACCAUUGAUUGACAAUAGUAAGAAAUUAUUAAAUGUAUAUUAUGAACUUUGGCGAAGAAAUACGUAUGGAGGAAUCAAAAGUUAUAAUGGCCUAAUUGUAACUAGAUGCGUAAUGAUGUCUUGUAUGUACCUUUGCAUUUUAUUAUUCAAUACAGUAGAUAAAUAUACUAAUUUUAACAAGAACAAAUUGACAGAAAUGCAAAAUAUCAUCUAUUUAAGAAGUACAAAAAUUAUGUUGAAAAGUGAAUCUAUUGAUAAAAUAUUCCAAAUAAACGGAGUUAGUGGUGUAGUUGUAAUACAAAUCAUGAUAAUUACCUUAACUGUGCUACUAAAAUCAUUUUUAUCAAAGUCUGUUAAUUUAAUUAUUGCACUAAAAGAUGUAUGUUUAUCAUUUUUAAAAAGCAGUGAGGUAGGCGAUGAAGAAGUAAAACAAAUAUUGGAAUUUAAUAGCUGCGAAACCAAUAGAAAACAAAAUUUAGAUAUUGAACCUAGUAAACAGAAUAUUUUCAUGAAUCGGAGUAAAUUAUUUAAUGGUUUUAUAUUUUUUUUCUCAGUAUUUCUAUUUGGUAUGGUAACAUACGAAAACCAUGAAUUUGACAUAAUUUCAAGAAUGUUUUUAAUGGAGCAAUAUCAAACAAUAGUGCUAUGUAUCUUAUUGCCAUUAUUUGGCUUGCUUACUGAAAUUUCUAUGUUCAGAGAUUGCUGUUGGUACUUUCUUUUCUCAUGGGUUGUUUAUAAUUUCAAUAUUUGUUUAGAUGAUUCAAUGGUAAGGAGUACCAUAAAUUUACUUUCAGGAAUACUUUUCAAUAUAUCGGCAAUCUUAUUUGUUUUUAAUCAAAUAAAAGACACAAACUAUCACAGUAAAAUUCAGGAAUAUACUCUUACAAGUUAUAUUUUCCACAAGAUAUGUUAUUUUCUGGGUUUUAGUAUCUCGAAGAAAGUUUUUUCAAUCCAGGAAAAUAACAUAAAAAAUAUAUCUAUAUUCAUAAUAAAUAUUAUAAUAAUUUCUAAUUUAUGUUUUCUCCUUUAUGCUAGUUUAACCCAGGAUACAGUUUCUAAGCAAGAUUACGAUAAUGAAAUUGAAUGGGAUGUAGUAUAUUAA
This is a messenger RNA of Cryptosporidium ubiquitum, 1530 nucleotides long. RefSeq lists its product as uncharacterized. Bases 1 to 1530 code for a protein of 509 amino acids. The record is from RefSeq and is a predicted model, not a curated record. The transcript has a single exon. NCBI's taxonomy places the organism in Eukaryota, Apicomplexa, Conoidasida, Eucoccidiorida, Cryptosporidiidae.